GGUGCACGGACAGGCAGCAACACGUUCAAGCAACACACCACUGCCUGUCUGCCUGCCUCCAGCACCCCCCACCCACCACAGCCCAACCGCCACAAUGGCCGAAAAGCAACAUCAACAUCCCCCGUCCGAGGCCUCGUCGACCACCGUCGCCGACGCGCCCCUCGAGAAGGUGCACACGCACUUCGCCUCCAGCAAGGCCGACGCCCCAGCGCCCGCCCACGCGCCACUCACGCGCACGACGACCGGCCGCUCCAUCCGCUCCGUGUCGGCGCGCAACGCGCCCGACCUGUCGUUUCCCUACCUCACCUCGGACCCGUCCGAGGGCGUGACGGGCGAGUACCAUGCCGAGACGGAGCGCGGCUACAUCACCGCCGACGACCCCGAGUUCGGCCUGCGGCCCAUCCUGUCUGCGUCGACGCGCCACUCGGUCGCCACGGAGGGCUUCGCCCGCGUCAAGUCCCGCCUCGACGACAAGAAGCUCGUGACCUGGACUCCCGGGGACAAGGAGAACCCCUGGGAGUGGAGCCACGCGCGCCGGUGGUUCUACACCGCCAUCGUCGCCGCCGCCGUCAUGGAGGUCGCACUUUCUUCUGCCAUCGUCACCGGCGACUUUGGCGGCCAGGAGCGCCACUUCCACGUGUCCGCCGAGGUCAUGGCGCUGACUGUCACGCUGCCAGUGUGCGGCUUCGGUAUCGGCCCGCUGCUGUGGUCGCCGCUCUCCGAGCUGCUCGGCCGCCGCCCGCUCUGGAUCGCCCCUUGGUUCGUGUACAUCCUCUUCAACAUCCCGUGCGCGCUUGCGCCCAACAUUGGCUGCCUGCUCGUCUCGCGCUUCCUGUGUGGCUUCUUCGGCUCGGCGCCCCUCACCCUCGCGGGCGGCACGAUCGCCGACCUCUGGAACCCCGAGGAGCGCGGCUUCGCCAUCGCCAUCUUCGCCGCUGCCCCGUACACUGGUCCCGUGCUUGGCCCCCUCAUCGGCGGCUUUAUCGGCAAGUACGCCGGCUGGCGCUGGCUCUACUGGGUCAACAUGAUCGCCGCCGGCGUCGUGUUCAUCUUCAUCUGCAUCCUGCCCGAGACCUUCGCCCCCGCGCUCCUCAAGAAGCGCGCCGCCAAGAUGCGCGCCGAGACCGGCGACGAGAGCUUCGUCACUGAGCAGGAGGUCGCCCGCCGCCCCCUCGGCGAAAUCGUCACCGAGACCCUCGUCCGCCCCUUCCAGAUGCUCGCGACCGAGCCUAUUCUCCUCCUCAUGUCGCUUUACAUCUCGCUCGUCUACGGUCUGCUCUACGCCUACUUCUUCUCGUUCCCCGUGGUGUUCGUCGAGGGCUACGGCUGGGACGACGCCAAGACCGGCCUCACCUUCUGCGGUGUCUUCAUCGGUGUCGGCCUUGCGCUCUGCACCACCCCCUGGCUCGAGAGGAAGUACAAGGCCGCGGGUCCCAACCCCACGCCUGAAGACCGCCUCCCCGGCAUGCUUAUCGGUGGCCCCUGGGUCCCUAUCUCGCUGUUUAUCUUCGGCUGGACCUCGCCUCCUUACGUGACGCCUCACGGCGCCAGCUGGGUCGGUCCGACCAUCUCGGGAAUCCCGUUCGGCUACGGAAUGGUGCUUGUUUACUUCGCCGCCAAUGCUUUCCUCAUCGAGUGUUUCCCUGCGUACGUCGCCUCAGCCCUCGCCGCCAAGACUGUGGUCCGUUCAGCUGCCGGCGCGGUGAUGCCCCUCUUCAUCCCGCAGAUGUUCCGUCGUCUCGGUAACGGUGGCGCCGCGUCUCUGCUCGCCGGUAUCGCCAUAAUCAUGGCCAUGGUUCCAUGGGCCUUUGUCCGCUGGGGCCCGGCCAUCCGCGCCCGCUCGAAGCGCGCUGCGGCGUAAAGAGCAGAGCACGACGGGGUGAGCGAUCACCGGGUAACUCGCAACACCGCGCCCCGCGCGAUGUAUAAUACCGCACACGACAUACCUAAUACUAGAUUACAUAGAGCACGGACAAUGCACAUAUAGCAUUUG
Molecule: messenger RNA, 1993 nt
Organism: Vanrija pseudolonga
Lineage: Eukaryota; Fungi; Basidiomycota; Tremellomycetes; Trichosporonales; Trichosporonaceae
Product: putative MFS-type transporter8
Exons: 2
Coding region: 95-1861 (588 amino acids)
Biological process (GO): spermine transport; transmembrane transport
Cellular component (GO): fungal-type vacuole membrane; plasma membrane
Molecular function (GO): spermine transmembrane transporter activity
Source: RefSeq, a predicted model, not a curated record